Molecule: messenger RNA, 2931 nt
Organism: Xenopus laevis (African clawed frog)
Lineage: Eukaryota; Metazoa; Chordata; Amphibia; Anura; Pipidae
Product: NACHT, LRR and PYD domains-containing protein 3-like
Exons: 11
Coding region: 132-2777 (881 amino acids)
Source: RefSeq, a predicted model, not a curated record
UGUGUUACAGGUGAACCGGACACUUCCUGGAUCCUCUUCACUUGUGGAUCAACAUGGGGGGGAGAGACAGGAAGUGAUUCUCUGUAUUCCCUCAUGAGCUGAUCUGUGAUUUUAUCACAUGAGAAGAGAAAAUGGAAGAGCUCCGUGGAAAAGUUGUUACUAACGAUGAGCUCCAGCAGUUUAGGCAGAAGCUAGCUCAGUAUGAAGAACACCAGUUGAACAUAUUCUAUGAGUAUUUCUGGGAGGAUCUGAUCUAUAUUCUUGAGACUCUGGACAGUCUGAGUAUCCUGAGGGAGCUGAGCUUCCGCCAUUGCAACUCUGUGGAGCACUAUGUAUCUAUAAGGAAGCAACGUGGUGCCUCUGCAUUUGCUAGGAUGUUGUUAGAAGAUAUUCGUGCAUCUGGGAGAGACACUACUUUGGGAUUGUGGGAAAGUCUCUUUGCUCUACAGAAUGAUCACCCUCAUCCCAACCUGCUGGGGAUUCUGGAUGAACUCACUCAAACAGGUGAUUUUCUGGAGCAAAAUGUCAUUUUGGACAUAAUAGGACCUGAUCUGUCUCAUGAUCUCAAAGCCUGUCGGUUACAGCACAAACAGACUCUUUUGGAGAAAACUCAGAAUCUGGUGGAACACAGAGCCCCAGGAUUAACCACUGAGAGUCUUAGCUUCCAUAUCUCUGAGCGCUAUUUAGACCUCAUUGUUGUCUCCAGUCAGCACUUCAGGUCUCGUCCUCAGCAUGAGCUCAUUGCAACAGGGGGAAUACAUGAACAUUACUUACAGAGAGCUCAGAGUAAUUUGGAGAGGAUUAGCCCUAACCGUCUGUUCCGCUGGUGCCACAGAAAGAGACGUGUGCCACAGACAGUGCUGGUGAGCGGAGUGCCAGGGGUGGGGAAAACCACAUUAAUGCAGAAGUUUGUCUAUGACUGGGCCAAUGGGAAACUCUACCAGAGAUUUGCUUUUGUCUUCUUCUUCAAAUUCCGGGAUCUCAAUAAUGAUGAGCUGAGCUUGGCCCAGAUGAUCAUUGAUGAAUAUCCCUAUCUACACAAUCAGCUCGACAUAAUCUUUCAAAACCCUGCACAACUGCUCUUUAUUUUUGAUGGACUAGAUGAAAGCAAAUAUCAAAUUGAUUUAAAACAAAUGGAACUGUGCACCAACCCCUGUUCCAUGCAGACUGUUGGAGUCAUUGUGUCCAGUUUGGUGAGACAGACUCUCCUUAAUGGCUGCUCUGUCCUAAUAACCAGUCGCCCAACCAGACUCGCAACAGUUGAAACAUCUAUUUUUCACCGAGUGUCUGAAAUUAUGGGAUUUUUCCCUAAGGAAAGAGAGAAGUAUUUUCUGCAUUUUUUUAGAGAUUACACAAUGGCAGAAAAGGCUUUCCAUUAUGUGAGAGAGAACGGGAUGCUGUACACAUUCUGCUACAUCCCAUCCUACUGCUGGAUCAUCUGCACCGUGUUAUCCAUGUGCUUCAGAGACCAAAAGAUAAACUCCGCAUCAACUAUAGAAUUCUUUCCAAAAACUGUCACACAGCUUUUUGCCAGUUUUUUAAGUAACAUUCUUGCCAAUCACAGUCAGCAAAGGUGUAUUGAUAAGAAUUUCCUGAUUUCCAUUGGUCGGAUGGCAGAGAAUGGGGUAAAUAGUCACACUCUUUCAUUUACAAAAGAUGAUUUGGAAGCAUUUAGUGUGGAUACUUCCUCACAUCUGGUGACAAGCUUUGUGAUGGAGAGUGGGAAGCCUCCACAUGUGUCCUAUUCCUUCUUGCAUCUCACCAUACAGGAGUUUAUGGCUGCCUUGGUUCACUACCUUGACUAUUCCCCUGAAAGGCUGCAGAAGGCUCUUGAGGAGGCAAAAUCAUAUAAAGACGGCCGUGGGGAAAUAUUCCUUCGUUUCAUAUCUGGACUCUCUGACAGUUCCACCAGAUCCCUGUUGAAGCCAUAUAUAGGAGAUUUAUCUGCGGAGGCCUCCAAGCACGUUAUCAGUUUUCUUCAGAUGUCAAUUCCCACUAGACGGACACAAAAUACUGACAUUAGAAAAGUUCUUAAUGAGUUUGCCCGCCUUACUGAGUCCCGAAACAAAGCACUUGUCUUCUCAUCCAUUGGAUCAAAUAAGCAUUUUGAUUUUUCUGAAUUCUAUUUGGCGCCUCUGGACUGCACAGUGUUGGCUUUUAUCCUGGAAUCCUGUAGGCAAACAGAAGUUCUAAACCUUGGUGCCUGUUUCAUUCAGACUGAAGGACUGGAGAGACUUGUCCCAACUCUACAUACUGUUACUGAUGUCAGAUUCACAAAAAACAAUCUGAGGAAUGAGGACGUGCAACAGAUUUAUUCCUUAUUAUCUCAUCCCUACUGCCGAAUCCAAAAGCUGAGUCUGAGGAACAAUGGUCUGACGGAGGAAAGCUGUGCUAACUUGGCCACGGCAAUUAAUGAAAACAAAUCUUUGAGGGAACUGGAUCUGUCUAAGAACAAACUGGCUGGGGAUGAUUUCUGUCAGUUGCUUGCGGUUCUUUCUGUUCCAACAUGCAGGAUAGAGCGUUUGGGACUCCAGGAGAUCAAGUUGACCCCAGAAUAUGCUAAAUCGUUACUCUCCUUGUCUGUCAACACCAACCUCACCCACCUCAAUAUCAGCAGCAAUUUCUUUGGCGAUGCUGGUUACCCUCAUAUAAAAGAACUUAUACUGAGUCACCCCAGCCUGAAGGAGAUCAGGGUGGAGUUGAAUGAUUUUUCAGAAGAAACAGAAGAGGACCUGAAGCAGCUACAGACUCGUAGGCCGGAUGUUGUCAUUUCAUGAUGCACAGAAACAAACGGCGAAGUGAGAAGUUCAGUGCUUACCAAGAUUUUUCCCGAAAACCUUGAAAUCUUUGUAUUAUUGCAUGAAACUCAGCGCAGAUCAGGAUAUCUUCGGGACUCCCAUUGAUUUAUAUACAACCUCAGCAGGUCUGAGA